Capsicum annuum is the source of this 2273-nucleotide messenger RNA. RefSeq names its product autophagy-related protein 13a. Bases 310 to 2130 code for a protein of 606 amino acids. The transcript is spliced from 4 exons. Gene Ontology annotation, cellular component: cytosol; phagophore assembly site; extrinsic component of membrane. Gene Ontology annotation, biological process: mitophagy; piecemeal microautophagy of the nucleus; autophagosome assembly. The record is from RefSeq and is a predicted model, not a curated record. NCBI's taxonomy places the organism in Eukaryota, Viridiplantae, Streptophyta, Magnoliopsida, Solanales, Solanaceae.
CCCAUAUAUGUGGUGUGUUUCUACUCUCCCUAGCAAGGGCCAGUCUUGGCACUGUACACAAUCUCUCUGUUUCUCUCUCUUCCGUUUGCUUUGAUAUUAUCUCCCAUUCUCUAUUUUCUCCCUUUCCUUUAAUCGUUGCUGCUCUCAAGUGUAUAUGCACUUUUAUAGUACCUAGAUGAAGGAUCAAAUCGCCAGUUGGUUAUCUGUUUCUGUUUUGUGUAUGGAUUAUUUGGAAGUUAUAAUGUACAGGACCAAGUUGUACAUGGUUGAGGACGAAUGAUAGUGGUGGCAUCUGUUUGAAAGACAGAAAUGGAUUUUCAGAGUAACCCACAGGGUGAACAUGGAAGAUUUGAGCAAAUACUUGCUCAAUUUCUUCUGAAAAGCUUGCAUAUUAUUUUGGACUCAAGGGUUCCUUCGAUACGACCUUAUGGUGAGAUUGGAGAAGUGAAGAAGAGUGACAAGUGGUUCAAUUUGGUGUUGGGAGAUCGUCCUGUUGUUCUUGAUAACUUGAAUUUGUUGCACAGAAAUUUGAUGGAACCAAUAAUAAUAGAUAUAAUACUCGUUCAAGAUAAGCCUAGUACUUUAUCUAAGCACAAUUCAGGCACAACAUUUGCAGGGACAUAUACUGAAACCGUUAUAGAGAGGUGGGUGGUGCAAUGUGAGAAUAGGAGGUCGAUGGUUCCUCACAUGGGUGAUUCCUCUUUCAAGAAAACAUACAAGAAGUCUAUCAUACUCCUCCGUUCCCUUUAUUCAAUGAUGAGGCUCCUGCCUGCAUUCAAGGCCUUCAGGAAACUGUCUUUGUCGAGUCAGAGCUGUUCUUUUGAUAUUAAUUUUAAGGUAUCUUCAUUUAUUGAACCAUUCUCAAGGGCAGAGGAGGAGAUGAUGAAGCAAUAUACUUUUACUUCAGUUGAUGCCCAGCAAGGCCGGCUUUCUUUAUCUGUGACAUAUCGUGAAAAUCUGAUGGACUUCAACCUGGACACUUCUGCAUCCUUUCCUCCUGAGAUCAUUACAGAUUAUGUUGGUAGUCCGCUCACUGAUCCUAUGAGGUCAUUCCCUUUAAUUUCAAUGGAUAAGGGUGUUCAUCAUACUUCAUUUCCAUUGAGAAGGACACAGUCAUCUUCUUCAGCACCUCAGCGCCCGCAGAGUUGGACAAGUGGUCUCUUCAGGGCACCUUCUUUACCUCAGCCAUAUGUAGGAUCUCCACCUUUAUACCAUGCACCAUAUGAACUUUCAAGUUCAGUCAGCGAUGUAUAUGAACAGAAGGUUCCACCUAACUACAAAUUUCCCGGUCACAGGAAAGUAACUAGUUUUGGUGAUGACCUGCUUUCCCCUCCAUUUUCACCAUCUCCAUCUCCAUCCCCAUCUCCUUCUUCACCCUCAUAUCUCUCAGGUGCAAAUCUCGUGCAGGCUCGUUUGCGUCCAGAAACUGGUCCCGUUCCCAUCCCUCAUCCAUUGAUAGGCAGAACUUCCAGACACCUAUCUCCUAAUUUGUCUGAUCCAAACAGGCAUUAUCUCCCACCCAUGUCACCUAGAACAUCCCAUGAAUCCCCUUCUGGAAUUAGGACAUCAAGGAAAAUGGAUUUGCUGAGGGCUCCAGAGCCAGAUACUGGGACUACUAAUCCUGGACAAAAGUUGUCUACAGAUGCUAGAGACGAUUCAGGGCGGUUCUCAGGUGUGCUAUCUUCAAGUGAUUCACCACGUGUUGGAUUUUCUAGAAGUUCUAGCAGCAGAUUGUCUUUUCAGGAUGACUUGGAUGAUUGUGAUUUUUCCUGUCCUUUUAUAGUUGAUGAUGUAGAUACUUCUGAUUCCAGAGCCAGAGAGACCCUUGAAUCCAGAAAAGGUUCAGAAGCCCCGUCUCAAGUAUCUGCGACAACCAAAAAAUCUCAAGACGCUGCUGUAGGCGCCCUUGUUUACAUGCUGAGGACUGCUCCCCCUCUGCGUCAAGAUUCUACCUGUUACACCACACAUCCUGUAAAGCCAGAAAUAGAGGGAGAAGCAGGCACUGCAUCUCAGUCCUAUGUUCCUAGGAAGGCAUCGGAUGCUUUGGAGGAGCUCAAAGCUUACACACAAUUGAAAGAUACGUUACUUCCCAAGAGCACGACCCACUCAAGCAGUGAGGGUGAAACUUAAGUGUGAUGUAAAUAUACACUUGUUGCUAAACGGUUGGUUAAACUCCUUUACUGUGUGAGAUGAGUGAAAAACUUGAACAGAUGCUGUACAUAGGUGAUGGGAAAUGACAAGUAUUAUAGUCGAUAUAUUACCUGAUUUUGACA